UUACCGAAGGCUCGAAUGGAUUAAUUGAUCUCCUCUGCGCCAACACCGAAUCUUUCUUCUUCCGUAGCACUGGGAUAGUUCGAGCUCCUCAUACGGAAAAGUGCUUCUGAACGUUAUUGUUUUACUCUGGUUAAAUGCAGCUCCUUUCUAAAAUUCGCAUUAUCUGUCGCUCUCUCUCACUUGCGCGACUGAUCCCUCUGUCCCAAAACGUAAACCCUAGAAAAAUGUCAAGGUUUAUAAUUUCCGGCACAGGCUUCUCAAGCAUGGGUUAUCAGAACGAGCAACAGUAGCCCGGCCGGACGAAAGGGGUCUCGGUUUACCAUUUCCGGCGGAGCACGGACGACCAGCGGAGAUGGGGCGGGGAUUCUCUUACCAUGAUGAUAAAGCCGUGGGAUCGAGGGCCGAGAGGCUGAGAUGAGUGGAAAGAUCAUCGCUUCUAUGACCUCAAAAACCCUUCCUUCACCAUCUCCAAGAUAAGCCAAGAUCGCACAGUCUUCCCCUCGCUGCAGCCCAAAAAAAGCUCCCAAGACUCAUCUCAAGAUCCUACGGCUUGACCAUCAUGGUAAGGAGAAUCCCCGCCCCAAAUCCACUGGUCGUCCAUUAAUGACCUGCUGCUCCGCCGGAAAUGGUAAACCGAGCCCCUCUCAGCCGGCCGGACUACUGUUGCUCGUUCUGAUAACCCGCUUCCCAAGCAUGCUGAGAAGCCUGCAACUGCCGUCCUACGCUCCACAUCUUCCCUUUCCAGAGGUAAAGUUGCUAACUUUCCUGGCGAUGCCAUCACUAGAAUUUCUAGCUUCGGGGAAAGGAGAAGCUUUUCUGGAUUUAGGACUUUUGAUAAGGAACUGGCGGCAAAAGCCCAACUGGGUAAGAACCCUGGUGUAAAGAGUGAGAAAUAUGUGAACUUGAAGAGAGGAGUUACAGAUGGUUGCAAAUCUAAAGGGUGUUUGGGGGAAAAACCUCAGCGGAGUUCUUAUGAGGCUUUAAAGAAAGUUGGUCGCAGAGCUGAAGAAGCAUAUAUUGGUCCAUCUGAUUCUCAAAACAGCGUCGGUAAAGAUUUUUCUGGUCCUAACAUGGAGCCAGUGGAUAGGAUUGGGAGUAAUGAGGUAGGGGGUUUAGAAAGUCAUGGAGAAAAAGUUUUUUUGGUUGAGGUAAAGCACAUUGAUAAAUGUGGUCACGGAGAUGAAACAGUGGGAAGUGACAAUGAUGAAGAUAGAAAAGCUCGGAGUUCUAUGGCCGCUAGUUCCUUAUCAAAAGUCCUAAAUCCAGAAAAGACGGGAGGGGUCUGUGUUGAUAAUACAUCAGUUCAUAUGGAGAAAAAUUGCUCGAAUUCACACCCAGACGAUAAUGCCAAUGUUUCAAAUGAUUUUGGUAAUUUCCAAGGUGAACUUGCAAACACUUCUUUGAUUCGUGUGCAUCAUAGAAAAGAAGCAGUGCAACUAGAUACUGAAGCAGUAAAAGCUAAGGGAAAUGAUGGGUUGGGAUCUGUGAAAGAUGCUUGUACUGCUAAUAGAUAUCAGAGCAACCUUCAUGAGAAGCUUGCACUAUUAGAAGGCAAGGUUCAAAAAAUAGCCUUGGAGAUCAAGCAAACCAAAGACAUGUUAGAUAAGAACAAGCCAGGUAAAUCUGGGCUUGUUCUUUCUGAUAUCCAGAAGAAAAUACUUGGUGUUGAAAAAGUGGAUAACAUUAAGGAUGGGGCCAAAUUUGAAAUUCUUUUUUCACAUUCAGGCAAAUUCGACGAUUGUGUAAUUUCAAAUCUUAGAGAGAUACCAAGGAAUUCUUUACCUUAUAUUAAAAGCUCAGAACAUGAAAAACUGGAAGCUAGAUUCUUCUCACAUCACAAGUUAAUGAGGGAACUCGUUUCAUCAGUCAUCUCAGGGGAACAAAUUAAGUGCUGUAAACUAGCUUAUUCAAGGAUGAAUGGAGCCCCAAAUAUUUAUUUGAUGGUUUCACUGAUGAAAACCCCGUUGCGCUAGAGUUUUUGGCUUCUUUAAGAGAAGAGCAACCUAAACCUAGAAUGUUUGAUGUAAACGUGCAAUUAACUAAUCGCAUGGCAAACAAAAUGCAACCAGAGAAUACAUCAUCAGGCCAAUAUGAUACAAGCAGCAUGAUUAGAGGGCAGCAACAGGAGGUUGAACUGGAGUCUAAUGAAAAACUUGAAGAAAUCGGUACUCCCGAGAUUAAUCCUCCGUCAAUGUCAUGCGUAGAUACUGAGGAUUCUACCAUUUAUCAGCUUUCUGAAAUUGGUCAGAAGGUUUCAACUGGAUGAUGGUUUGUUUCUAGAGGAGAAGCUGUUCUUCUUGCUCAUGAUGAUAAUUCUUGUUCCUACAAUGACAUUUCCAACUCUGAGGUGAAGUCUGAAUACAAGGCCCCAGCUGGCUU
Messenger RNA from Dendrobium catenatum, 2379 nucleotides. RefSeq lists its product as uncharacterized. The transcript is spliced from 2 exons. The record is from RefSeq and is a predicted model, not a curated record. Lineage: Eukaryota; Viridiplantae; Streptophyta; Magnoliopsida; Asparagales; Orchidaceae. The coding region runs from base 1071 to 1973 and encodes 300 amino acids.